Molecule: messenger RNA, 1088 nt
Organism: Glycine soja
Lineage: Eukaryota; Viridiplantae; Streptophyta; Magnoliopsida; Fabales; Fabaceae
Product: L-ascorbate peroxidase 3-like
Exons: 9
Coding region: 52-954 (300 amino acids)
Biological process (GO): response to reactive oxygen species; hydrogen peroxide catabolic process; cellular response to oxidative stress
Molecular function (GO): heme binding; peroxidase activity
Source: RefSeq, a predicted model, not a curated record
GCACUUGCUGCCUCUCCCACGACACAAUCCCAAAUUAAACAAACUUUGACAAUGGCGGAACCUGUUGUUGACGACGAAUAUCUCAAGGAAAUAGACAAGGCUCGACGUGAACUUCGCGCUUUCAUCACCAGCAACCAAUGCGCUCCUCUCAUGCUUCGAUUAGCGUGGAACGAUGCUGCCACCUACGAUGCCAGAAACAGAGCAGGAGGCCCCAACGGUUCUAUCAGGACUGAUAAAGAGUUGAAACACGAAGCAAACGAGGGAUUGUUAAAAGCAACUCAAUUAUGUGAGCAUGUGAAGGCCAAACUUAAAAAAGUUUCAUACGCAGACCUUUACCAGCUAGCUGGUGUUGUUGCAAUAGAGGUCUCUGGGGGUCCAACUAUUGAAUUUUUGCCUGGGAGAAAAGAUUCAAUGGAAUCUUCAGCAGAAGGGCUUCUUCCAGAUGUCAAACAAGGUGCAUCGAUUAUAAGGAAUAUAUUUUCUCGUAUGGGUAUAAGUGAUGAUAAACACAUCGUUGCCCUAUGUGGAGGCCUCACUUGGGGGGAAACACUUAAAGAUCGUUCUGACUCUAAAGGUCAAUGGCCAAAGGACCCUUUGAAGUUUGAUAACUCCUAUUAUAAGAAAAUAUUGAGUAAGGAUUUAUCAUCUAGGCUUCCCAUAGAAGAUGCUUUACUAACCGAUCAAAGCUUCCGCCGCCAUGUUGAAGAGUAUUCAAAGGAUGAGAAUAGUUUCUUCAAAGAAUAUGCAAUGUCACAUAAGAAACUCUCAGAACUAGGCUACAAUCUCAAGAAGCAAAAUCAAUCAAAGGUACCAGAUGAGGAGCAAAAUCAGCCCAAGGGACCAUAUGAGAAGCUAAAUCAGCACAGGGGACUUAUAGGAAUCGGUAUAGUAUCCGUGGUGACCGUGAUAUUAGGUUACUUACUCAAGAGGAAGAAAAACCAGUUGAAGAAAUGAUCCAAAAUAGGACUUUGGGCUUAUUUUCUUUAUUUUUUUCUUCUUUUAAAAAAGAUUACAUAUAAUUUGUGAACUUCAUAAAUCUUUAAAUACCACUUGAAUAUAAUGUACAUCACUACAUCUUUUAUCCCUUU